Messenger RNA from Portunus trituberculatus (swimming crab), 2843 nucleotides. RefSeq names its product microfibril-associated glycoprotein 4-like. Bases 29 to 1030 code for a protein of 333 amino acids. NCBI's taxonomy places the organism in Eukaryota, Metazoa, Arthropoda, Malacostraca, Decapoda, Portunidae. The record is from RefSeq and is a predicted model, not a curated record. The transcript is spliced from 4 exons.
UCUUGAGGGCCUCGAGGCAACCACAUUCAUGCCACUCGGCUCCACACUGCUCACCGCUACGGUCGCCUUGGUUAGCUGCUCUGGACAGCAAUUACUUGCGAUGAAGUUCCUUGUGCUCCUCACCAUGAGUGUGGCCGUGACCCAGGCAAACAGCGCGCUUCCCGUUGCUGAGGAGAAUAGCUGUUCAGGCCUCAAGAACGAUCGCUCUCUUUUAUCCAGUCUACUGACGGUCGCAGGCUACAGUGACACUUGCGUGGCUGCCGCCCUGGACUCCUGUAGGACGGGGCAAGAGAUCAGCCGUUACGCGUCCCUCGUGGAGGAUGCAAGGGAAGUGGUGCAGCAUGUCAGUGUUGCUGUAAACAAAUGGGAGUCUCGGCCACGUCACUGCAAGGACUUACUGGACUCCGGGGACAGUGGGAGCGGCCUGCGCCAGGUAUACCCUUUCCCUGGGCAACCCCACCACCGCGUCACCGUGUUUUGCGACCACACCGUCGACGGCGGGGGUUGGACCGUCUUUCAGCGGCGCACCAGUGAUGCCGUCCGCCAAGAUUUCUUCCGCACUUGGAUCGAGUAUCGGUUGGGCUUCGGCGACCUGGAGGGUGAAUUCUGGCUGGGCCUUGACCUUCUGCACCAGCUGACCUCCACCACCUUGCAGGAGCUACGGAUUGACCUGCACGAUUACGAGGGAGAACAUCGGUGGGCUAAGUACGGAUUCUUCCACGUGGGCACACCAGAGACGAAGUUCCGCCUCAGUGUUGGAAGGUACAGCGGCGACGCAGGGGACAGCCUCUCUGGAAAAAGUGGCCAAGCUUUCAGCACCCAUGACGCUGACAACGACACAUGGAAUGAUAACUGUGCCAAAAAAUUCCGGGGUGCUUAUUGGUAUACUGAUUGCCACAGUUCUAACCUGAACGGUUACCAACAUGUGGGCAACCACACCUCCUACGCUGAUGGCAUCAACUGGUAUAACUGGAGAGGCCACCACUACUCCCUGAAGAGAACAUCAAUGAAGAUACGCCCCACCUUCUGAGCCACCACUCUCUUUUGGCUGCGGUUGGUGCGGUGUCCGCGAACAUCUAGCCGUACAGUCUGAGCUGCACAGGCCUUGUUUACAAACAAAAGGCGGAUGGAUACAGCUGGUCAUCUAUCCAUGGAUGUCCAGCCAGUGUUUUGAAGCACAAGGGAACAUAGUGCUUAAGUUUUUCAUAAGAACACCAUUCAUAAAAUACAUUGCACAGGGAAUGGUGUAGGUACAUCUUUAUACUGUGUAAUAAGCGUAGUCAGGAAUAAUUGAAUAGUGUUGGUGCAGUGACGAAAGUUAUAUGACACAAUGAUAGUUGGUUUGAUGUUAUGGCCUAUAGCGCCUGUAGGCAUACUUGAAGAGUAUAUGUAGGAAGCGCUGUUAAGCUUCCACCCAUUAGUGGCACAGGUGGUUUGAUGAUCACAGAAAAGCUCUUACGGUAAAAGCACUUUAUUUGUUAUAUCAGAGUAGAAGUUAGUUUCAAGUGAUUUCUGUCACAAGAUAUUCUCUGAGCACAUUGUCUUUCUCAGCCAAGGUCACGAAGAAACUAUCAUUUGAGUUUCUCUCUCUGACUCCUGAGUAUGAUUGAUUGAUUUAUAACUUUAUUGCUGCAAUAAUGUAUUCAAGGGAGGAGGUCGGGUCAUGCUGGCCCUGGGCCCUCUUUUGGUUAUUUGUUGUGUUGGAUAUUGUCCAUUUAGUAAUUAUUGAUGCAUGUACAGAAUCUAUUUCAUGCCUAAAUUUGGCCAAUCUUCCCUGUAAAUUUAAAAGCUAUGUUGACACUCUGACACUAAGGAAUAGCUUAGCUUAUCAACAAGCCUUAGUUUGUAUACAGUCGCUUCAGAGCAUGUUUUACACAGGUACCUGGACAAGUCGAGAGGCAACAAGAACGGCAUACCAGCUCGAGCGUCACCACAACCAAUCUUUUCCCCCAAAAUUUCCCUAGAUUGGUGGCCCCUGAUUGAUAGUAUAAUAGGCUGUGCCACUUCCGUUGCAAAUGAGAGAGAGAGAGAGAGAGAGAGAGAGAGAGAGAGAGAGAGAGACUACGUGAAGUACACGUCAAUUUAGCGCCUGGAAUGACAUGUAGGGGGUUCUACCUAUAUUGGUUGACGGGACUGUAGGGGGUUCUGCCGAAUACCAGAAAUGCGAAAAUGUUCCGUAAGUUUGAAAAGUUUGAGAAGCAAUGCUGCAGAGGAUGAAUACAGCUAUAUUGAUGUACUACUUUACGGUAGUACAGCUUUAUUUGAUGGACUACUUUAGGGCAUUCGAAAGUAUGAGACAACAAUCAUGAUUCACGAAAACAUCAGCUUCGCUUGUGUAGUCACGGGUUUUUGUUUUAUUAAAUUUCUUACGCAUAAUGCGUCAAACUGGUACUUAAAUAAUUAACAAUAGAGUAAAGGAUUCAACACAUAUAGCUAAGCAUAUGUACAGUUGGGGCCUGUAAACUCCUUGCCAGUCUUAGCCCAUAUAUUUUGCAGUAGAGAUACGAGUAUCUGGCAGAUCUACACCAGGUGAAGGCUUCUGGUUCCCUUGGAUUGGUUAAACUCCCUCAAAAACUAAACCUUAAAGCUCCACCCACUUGACCCUCCCCUCCUGGUCCAUGCCCUGUCCCUCCCCGUGACCUCAGAAUGUCACCACCCCAGUGUGUGUGUGUGUGUGUGUGUGUGUGUGUGUGUGUCUGAUCUUUAUUUUUAUUUAAUUUUCUCAAUUCACGUAGCAAAUGUAGCAUAGCAAUCUCUCUGAUCUUCCUCUUUCUCCUCCUCCUCCUCCUCCUCCUCCUCCUCCUUCUCCUCCUCCUCCUCCUCCUCCUCCUCCUCCUCCUCCU